CCAAAAUUGCCAAAGCAAAGCGCAACACCUAGCAACAAUGUUUAUGAUGCUCAGCAUGAGGAAAUAGAAGUAUUUCUCGAAUCUCUCAAGAAUAAACCAAUUGUGGAGCAAAAACAAAAAUUGGGUGAUAGACUCUUCCCAAAAGUUAAAACCGCAGUUAAGAAUCUUAGAACGAAGGUUCAAGCAAACAAGAUAACAAUCAUUCUUCUCGAUACCAAUGAUCUCCGCGAAUUAGCUCAUUCGAUGAAUGAUCCAGAUAUAUUUAAAGUAAAAUUUGAAGCUGCGGUGGCAAAAAUUACUGCUGCCAAAUAA
Ambispora gerdemannii is the source of this 312-nucleotide messenger RNA. NCBI's taxonomy places the organism in Eukaryota, Fungi, Glomeromycota, Glomeromycetes, Archaeosporales, Ambisporaceae. The record is from the annotation of a GenBank genome assembly.